CGUUUCUUUCUCUUUCCGUCUUGUUCUUCUUCGACCCACCUAACCAAACACACACGGACACACCACUUGUGGUGGUGGUCGAACCAAAGCGGCAAAAGCCCAAGCUCCAUCUUUUCCAUAUUUACCGUUUAGCCCCUCCCCUUCACCUCCCACCAUGCUCUUCAAUUUCAAUUAGCCCAUCCAUUUUCCCUCUUCAUCACAACUUGCAACCAUGCUCUCUCUUACUCUUUCCCCUUCUAAUUCCACCUCCUUCCUCCACAAUAAAUUGUUGCUGCGAGGAAAUACGGGGAAGCGGACAAAGUUUUGCUAUGUUCCAAUUCGUACCAGAUGUGCGGUUGAUACGCCUUAUGGAGGUAAUGUCCAAAAGUUCCCUCGGCGUAGCGUUUGGGAUCCUUACAAACGCCUUGGUAUUAGUCGAGAUGCAUCUGAAGAAGAGAUUUGGGGAUCAAGAAAUUUUCUGUUGCAGCAAUAUUCUGGACAUGAGGCCAGUGAAGAGUCAAUCGAGGCUGCUUUUGAAAAACUACUGAUGGCUAGUUUCAAACAGAGGAAGAAAACAAAAAUCAACUUGAAAAGCAGGUUGAAGAAGAAAGUAGAGGAGUCUCCACCAUGGGUUAAGAACUUGCUCAAUUUUGUUGAGCUUCCACCAACUGAAGUCAUCCUCAGAAGAUUAUUUCUCUUCGCCUUCAUGGGUGCUUGGAGUAUCAUGAAUUCUGCUGAAACGGGACCUGCUUUUCAGGUCGCAAUCUCUUUGGCUGCUUGCAUAUAUUUUCUCAAUGAAAAGACAAAGAGCUUGGGUAGAGCCUGCAUUAUUGGGUUUGGGGCCCUAGUGGGCGGAUGGAUUUCUGGUUCAUUGGCGGUACCCAACAUUCCGUCUAUGUUGCUGCGCCCAACCUGGACACUCGAACUCUUAACAUCAUUAUUCGUUUACUUGUUCUUGUUCCUCGCCUGUACUUUCCUCAAGUGAAGUGGAGACAAUUCUUACAUAGCUUCAGUCAGUGUCUUGCACUCUUUAAUGAGUUGCUAGGUGAUCAAAACUUUUGGGUUUCUGAGUGUGCUUAUCAAAGCAAGAGUUUGACUAGGCGGUUGUUAGCAUAGAUAUUUUUUAGACCUUGAUUCUUUGCUUAAAGUUCUGGUUAUGUUCUGGAAUCAUGUUUUGUUCUUGCCAUUAGUUUUGAGAGUAUAGUAAUAUGCGAAUCUGUUUAAUGAAUCCAAAAGUAACUUUUGUUAA
Arachis stenosperma is the source of this 1228-nucleotide messenger RNA. Its product is annotated as protein CHAPERONE-LIKE PROTEIN OF POR1, chloroplastic. The record is from RefSeq and is a predicted model, not a curated record. Gene Ontology annotation, cellular component: chloroplast membrane. Lineage: Eukaryota; Viridiplantae; Streptophyta; Magnoliopsida; Fabales; Fabaceae. The coding region runs from base 212 to 964 and encodes 250 amino acids. The transcript is spliced from 5 exons.